Molecule: messenger RNA, 653 nt
Organism: Amborella trichopoda
Lineage: Eukaryota; Viridiplantae; Streptophyta; Magnoliopsida; Amborellales; Amborellaceae
Product: large ribosomal subunit protein eL30
Molecular function (GO): RNA binding
Source: RefSeq, a predicted model, not a curated record
CUAGGUUUUUAAAACUUGGGUUGGAUAAUUUAUCCAUCUUGCCCUAAUUUUCUCUUCUUGCCUAGAAGUUGCAGAGAGGGAUCAGUGAAAAUGGUGAACACCAAGAAAACGAAGAAGACCCAUGAGUCCAUUAAUAAUAGGUUGGCUCUGGUUAUGAAGAGUGGGAAGUACACUCUUGGUUACAAGACUGUACUUAAAUCUAUGAGGAACUCCAAAGGGAAGCUGAUAAUUAUUGCAAAUAAUUGUCCUCCCCUGAGGAAGUCCGAGAUUGAGUACUAUGCCAUGCUUUGCAAGGUUGGGGUGCAUCAUUUUAAUGGAAACAACGUGGAUUUGGGGACGGCAUGUGGAAAGUAUUACCGCGUUUCGUGUCUUAGCAUCACAGAUCCAGGGGAUUCUGAUAUCAUCAAAACUCUGCCUGGGGAUCUGUAAGUUGGGCUCGAUGCUGGAGAAAUUUUGGAGAAGGAUUGUAUAUUUUAUUUAGUGAUGUUGAUGAAGAACAUAUAAAAGUUAGUUUGAGAUGGCUUAGGUGCUGGGCAUAUCUUGGAUUUCACCAAAAAAUUUGGAUGGUGGUUAUGGAAAAUUAUGUUAGUUUGUUUGCAUCAAUGUGGAAGAUAUAUAUUUUGUAAACUAUGUUAUGACCUUUGUUUCUUUUA